Molecule: messenger RNA, 4835 nt
Organism: Ctenopharyngodon idella (grass carp)
Lineage: Eukaryota; Metazoa; Chordata; Actinopteri; Cypriniformes; Xenocyprididae
Gene: clstn2b
Product: calsyntenin 2b
Exons: 17
Coding region: 1545-4298 (917 amino acids)
Biological process (GO): positive regulation of synapse assembly; homophilic cell-cell adhesion; positive regulation of synaptic transmission
Cellular component (GO): cell surface; postsynaptic membrane
Molecular function (GO): kinesin binding; amyloid-beta binding; calcium ion binding
Source: RefSeq, a predicted model, not a curated record
UCCACAUUGUGUUACAAAAAAACUUUUAAUAUAUAAAUGUUACAAUAUAAACUGCACAUACUCAGUCCACAGUUGUAAAGCAAAACAGAUUUAGUUAGUUAUAUACAAAGUUAAUAGAUAAUAAAGACAAAUGAAAGAUAAAUAUAGAUAAUAAAGUAUAACAAAAGCAAUCUAACUGUAAACAGGUCAAAGGAAUAUUGUUCUUUAAGAACAUAUGCAAUUUCUUGAGUAAAUCUGGUUGUUCAACAGAAAAUACUGUAAUGCUGUUUUACUUUGAAUUAUUGCGCUCAAUCCGGUUGACACGCAUGCGCUUUGCUGUUAAGAUAAAACUUUUGGGAAAAUAAAAUAUGCUGUGUGGCUUUAAAUUCAUGAUAUAUAGAGAAAAUAUAUUAUUAGAGUAAAACAUAAGUCAUGUAUCUCUCAAGGGUUGGGGUCCGUGUGAGAACAUGACGCGAUUACCGGACCAAAAUAUGAUUUUGAAGGCUUUGUACAGAGUUAGUGGCAUGUGAUGCUGCGAAAUUCAUUCGCGUUUUGGUUUUCUGUAAAUCGGACAUCCCCCACAUCGUGUGUCUGCAUACAGCAUCCGGUGACGAUAGUCAGUUAAUAUUGACGAGCAUUUUCAGCGGCGGUCAAAAUCUCGGCACUGCACGGGCCUCCUGCGUCCAGGGGCGUGGCUACAUGUAUAACUACUCUCAUUGGCUCAGUCAUCUUUCAUAGCCAUACAUAGUUUGUGUAAAUCAGAAGCAUGGUUUGAUCAAUGAGUUUGAUGAGCAAAUGUUUUUAUGUCGUUCAAAAAGCCUUUAAUAACACAAAAAUAGCAUAGUUCACAAAUCGGAUAUGACUCUUGAGUGUUAAUAAUGAGGGAUUUUUUUUCCUGAAAUGUGGUGUCAAAUAUGCUUUGGAAUGUAGUAAAGAAAACUGAAAAAGAAAAUAACAUAACACAAUAAAAAAUAACAUGUAGUGUCCAUUAGUAAAUUUAGGCAAGUGCAAACUACAUCUUAUUUAGUGAAUCACAACUCUGCACGAGUAGAAGUACCAGAUCUCACCAGACUGUAGUUCACAAAAAUGGCCACCAGAUGGAGCCAAACGUCGACUUUUCAAGAUCUACCACAGCAUAAAAGUAAAAGAAUUUUUUGCGGCUGAGUUAUCUAUUUUUAACAAACAAUUUAUUGGGUGCCUGCUACCCUACUAUACUAUACUAUAUAAGCGGUUUAGAGUACGGAUGGAUGUAAUCGAUCAUUUCGUUUGACACAUAGAUAAGAGAAGCAGUGGUCAAGUCGUUGUUGAGGAAAUCUCUCUCUCUCGCUCGCUCCCUCUCUUUCUCUCUCUCUCUCUGGACUCAGGAGUCUCGAGCUCUUUCACGCGACAGAGCAUCAAAUGAAUUCACCUGAAAUCUUUCAGCGACUCUUGUUGUUAAUUCUGCUAUUUAAUCUUGAUAUACAUAUUACAUCUCACUGAAUGUUCUCAUUGUGUUAGUGUGAGAGAGAUCAGGAAGAACAGAAAUACCGGCGGAGUUUUACUACAAUGAAACGAAUAUUGAUCCGAUGCUGCUCGCGCUCGGACUGUCCUGCGUGCGCGCGCACAGAGUGAAUAAGCACAAGCCGUGGAUUGAGACAUCAUACCAUGGCGUCAUCACAGAAAACACAGAUGUGGUUCAGUUGGAUCCUCCUUUAGUGGCUCUGGACAAAGAUGCACCAGUUCCAUAUGCAGGUGAAAUCUGUGGCUUUCACGUACAAGGUCUCAGCGCUCCAUUCGAGGCCGUGGUUCUGAACAGCACGUCAGGAGAGGGGCGGCUGCGGGCGCGGGGACCGAUCGACUGCGAGCGGCAGAGAGAGUUCACCUUCAGCAUUCAAGCACAUGACUGUGGCACGGGGCCAGAGGGCCGUGGAGAGAAGAGAUCACACAAGGCGGCGGUGCAUGUGCAAGUGGGAGAUGUGAACGAGUUUCCUCCAGUGUUCGGUCAGCUGCAGUAUCACGGCUCGGUGACGGAGGGUAAAGUGUUUGACAGUAUUCUGCAGGUUCAGGCGUCAGACCAGGACUGCUCUCCACAGUACAGCCAGAUCUGCAACUACCAGAUCACCUCUCAUGACACAGCCUUCGCUAUAGACCGCAACGGUAACAUCAGGAACACAGAGAGUCUGAGCUUUGAUAAAAAGUCACAUUAUAAAAUCCGUGUGACAGCGCUCGACUGCGGUCAGAAGAGAGCGGCGCAGGACGCUGUCGUACACAUCCAUGUAAAACCUGUCUGCAAGCCUGGAUGGCAGGGCUGGAAUAAGCUUGUUGACUAUGAACCAGGAACAGGCAGUAAGCUGUUAUUUCCCAAGAUGCACCUGGAGACAUGUGACGGAUCUGUGUCCUGGAUUAGGACCACAGUGGAACUGGAAAGCAGUGGUGCAGGAAAAGGCUGUGACAGAGUGUCGUACUCCGAGAGAUCCUCACAGAAGCUCUGCGGAGCUUCAUCAGGCAGCACAGAUCUUCUUCCGGCCCCCAGCAGCGUUUUUAAUUGGACCGCAACUCUUGUGACGGAUAGCGGCCGGGAUGGUGACCUCACAUACCGGUUUGAUGGUCGUCAAGCUGCUAAGAUCCCAGACUGGGUCGUCCCGCAGAAUCUAACUCACCAGUUCACCAUAACAACAUGGAUGAAGCACGGGCCCAGUCCAGGACAGAGGGCUGAGAAAGAAACACUGCUCUGCAACUCUGACAAAACCGAGAUGAACCGACACCAUUACUCUCUGUAUGUGCAUAACUGCAGGCUGGUGUUCCUGCUGAGGACGGACUACACACAGACGGACUCCUUCAGACCAGCAGAAUUCCACUGGAAAUUAGAGCAGAUCUGUGAUAAGGAGUGGCAUUAUUACGUCAUCAGCGUUGACUUCCCAGUGGUGACUCUAUAUGUGGACGGCGUGACCUACGACCCUUACUUGGUAACAGAUGACUGGCCCAUCCACUCCUCUCAGAUUGACGUGCAGCUGACUGUAGGAGCCUGCUGGCAAGGUGGCGAGGUCUCUAAAGCAAAGUUUACACAAUAUUUCCGAGGCAGUUUGUCUGGACUGACGAUACGACCGGGGAAGAUUGAAAGCCAGACGAUCAUCUCCUGCCUACAGGCCUGCAAAGAAGGGCUGGACAUCACUUCACUGGAGAGCCUCGGACCGAGGAUAAAGUUUCAUUUGAAUCCUGCUCAAUCUCUGGUGGUGAUGGAGGGCGAGGAUCUGGAGCAGAUGAACAGCGCACUGAGGAAAGUUUCCUACAUCAACUCUCGGCAGUUUCCCAUUAUGGGAGCGCGUCACCUCCGGAUCUCAACGGCAGUGCAGUGUUUUGGAGAGGAUGUGUGUAUUUCUGUCCCUGAUAUUGAGGCAGUUGUCAUGGUAAUGCAGCCCAGUAAACCACGCAUCACAAUCACUGGGGCGGAGCACCUGACCAUCCCCGCCUCCGACCUUGCCCUAGGCCUAUCCCUGUUCAGAGAUUUGCAUAUCAUCAGCACAGUUACAAAAAGCGAUGAACCUACAAACACAGAUCAUAGUUCGGGUGUACUGAAGAAAAUCACGCAUAAUCUGGACUAUUGUGACAUCAUGGUCUUGGGGGAGGAGUUAAGGGCGGGGCUAGAGAGUCUUGAACUGCAACACAGCGCCUUAUUGGGCAAACACCUGGAAUACGCCAACUCUAGCACCGGCAUGUCCAUAUAUGGUGUGGACUCUAUUUCUCACUACACAGAGGUGAUCAGACAGGUGCGUUAUCAGAACCGCCAGGCUGUCGAUUCUGUCCGCACCUUCAGACUCACCUGUUCUGAGCUCAAUGGACGUUACACCAGCGAUCAGUAUACAUUACAGGUCAACAUCCUUCACAGUGAGGAAGCUGUGGAACAUGUCAAUCAUGCAAUGGCCCCACCCAAAUACGUUCAAAUUAUUCAUCCUGCAAUUAUAGAAUCUAACAACUACUACAACUUAGCUGUACCUGCCAUUGCUACUGCAGUCAUUGUGGUGUGUAUCGCCGCCCUGCUGGUGGUGCUUCUGGGUGUUUACCGCCUCAACCAACCACAAAACAAAGACAACAUACACACGCACACACUGCCAGAGAAACAAGCGGACUGUGACGGCUCCUCUCUCUCCAUCACUGUCAACCCACUGGAGACCUUUCAGGAGCUUCAGUCAGCAGAAGAAGUAACUGAGGAGGAAGAAGAUGAGGAAGAGGAAUGUGAUAUCUCAAGUACCGAAUCAGACAGUGAUGAAGAGGAAGCUACCACGUCUUUCAUACAUCAUCAAACCAGGAUGCAAUGGGGAAAAGCAUCAUUACACUGCUGAAAACACUCUCAAAACACAACGCUCUACCUGUAGCAUCGUAGUGACCUGCAAUACGAGCGAGUUUACAUGCAAACACACACAAACAUGCUCUGAAAAGACUCCUCGCUGGUUCGAAGCGGCUCUGAUCCUUUGUGAAACUGUUUUGGUGUGAGAUGACAAACUAAUAAAAGUCCUGCAUCCAGUCUGAUCCCUUUAUGCUCUCUGUCUCUACCGCUGGAGGACAAUAACAGAAGGUAUGAGACAGUAGAACAAGUUUCUUUUUUGAGGCCUCUUCAGUUCAUCUCAUUUGAUGUGAAAUUUUCAUCCUUCACCCUGAAAUUUAGCUGUAAUAACUGGCGGUGAAAAAGUUGUCAUCAUGAGUCUUGUACAUUUUUAUAAAUCCGUGCGUGCCCCCUUUAAAUGUUGUCUUAGUACUAUACAGCUACUCUGUGUAACAUGGCGGUGCGUUUUGUGUGCGAGUGGUUUUGUAAAUGAAUGUUCACUCAUUAUAAAGUGCGAAUGAAUGAAUUAUGUGUAUUUGUAUUAUCUUACCGACUU